AUGCCGCUGCCGGAGCUAAUAAAGAGAGCGUCCAGUUACUUCCUAGGAUUGGAAUUCGAGGACAACGAAGAUCCCCCUGAUUACGUUGAUAACGAAAUAUUAUUUUGCAAGAACAACGUUUGCGUGCAUCCGCCGACGAUUGCGAGGCAUGAGUUAGAUAUUGUUCACCAUCCUGGAUAUCUUACAGUGACCACUAAAGUAUUUACCGAUCAGCACAAUAACGCCAAACGGCCCACGCUCUUCCUUAACUGGAUUCCCAAUUCCACGCUGAAAAAAUGCCCGUCAGCUGUCGAGAGCAGUCCUAGCGACGAGCUCGGCUUCACGACCAAAAAACCGACGAAUCCCAAAGAUAUACCGUUGAAAAAAUCAAACUGCAAACCGACCAAGGUAGACGCAAACAAUGAAAAUGCCUUCUCGGAUUCUUCGGACACGACCAGUCUCAAUUCGAAUUUCGACAAGCAGAGUAUCAAGUCGACCGACACUCGCUUCACUCAAAACGACACCACGCAGGAGGAGUUGUCGACCAGCUCGAAACCGACAGUGAAGUCGGUCGACACCAACAAAGACUGCUUCAACCACAUCGAGAAGGAUGAAUCUAAGGAUCACAUAUUCGACUUCGAACGCCACGUACGAUCUCAAUCGAUGACAUCCGUUAACAUAACAAUCGCCAAUCCCAACGUGGAGAAUAUCGACUUAACACCAGACUCAUUGUCGAGUGACAGGUUCAUCAGGUCGCUAUCAUUGAGCUCGUGCGACGAAGGGAACCCUAAUUGGAUGAGCACGCCAGAGUUUCUUGCUCUGAAGCACAACUUGGUCUUUCCAGACAGCGUCCAUAGUUCUCCGGUGCCGCAGCGGCGGGCUCCAUUGAAAUGUCGAAGGUUUUCAGUGGACCUGAGCCAGAUGCGAUCCCUGCGUUUGUUCUUCAACGACGACAACUGCACCUGCGGGCAGCUGGUGGUGGCGUCGCGCGAAUCUCAGUACAAAAUCCUCCAUUUCCACCACGGCGGGCUCGACCACCUCGCCCAGGUGUUGCAUCGGUGGCACUCCCUCUUGCACAACAUCAAAUUGACACCAGCGGUUUCAGGUUCCGAGGAACCCAACUUGCCGUACCGCCACUUCAUGGUGUGCCGUCCGGAAGUGCAGAAAUCAGAGCAGCAUCCAGAAGAAGGGAAGGUGCCCAAAAUUACACCCGAACUCUUCUACGGGAAGAUCAUGAACGGCAAGGGAGUUAUAGAAGACGAUCUCUUCCUGAGGAAAUGCGUUUUCUUUGGGGGCCUCGACAGGGAGCUGAGGCGGGAAGUGUGGCCCUUGCUUCUCCAUUGCUACCCGUACAGCUCGACGUACGACGAGAGAGAAAUUAUUCUCCAGAUAAGAACGCGGGAAUAUGAGGAAAUAACGCGUAGAAGAUUGGAGAAAAUGACACCGGAACAACACGCGGUGUUUUGGAAAACGGUGCAGUGUGUGAUAGAGAAGGACGUUGUCAGAACCGACAGAGGGAACCCGUUCUUCGCCGGUGAAAACAACUAUAAUAUAGAAAUCAUGAAGAAUAUUUUGCUGAAUUACGCCGUCUACAACCCAGUAUUAGGCUACACGCAGGGCAUGAGCGAUCUGCUGGCACCGGUGCUAUGCGAGAUCAAGUGCGAAGCGGAGGCGUUCUGGUGCUUCGUGGGGCUGAUGCAGCGCGCCAUAUUCGUCUGCACGCCCACCGAUAACGACAUGGACAACAACCUCAGUUUCCUACGAGAGCUUAUUAGGAUAAUGCUGCCGCAUUUCUACAAACACUUGGAAAAGCACGUCGACGCCAUGGAGUUGUUGUUCUGUCAUCGUUGGAUACUCCUGUGCUUCAAGCGCGAGUUCACCGAGGCGGUGGCGCUGCGUAUGUGGGAGGCGUGCUGGGCGAACUACCAGACGGACUACUUCCACCUGUUCCUCUGCCUCGCGAUCGUCGCGGUGUACGCGGAUGACGUCAUCGCGCAGGACCUCAACACCGACGAGAUGCUGUUGCACUUCAGCUCGCUCGCAAUGUACAUGGACGGGCGGCUGAUACUGCGCAAGGCGCGCGGCCUGCUGCACCAGUUCCGCCAGCUGGUCAGGAUCCCGUGCACACUCGCCGGCAUGUGCCAGCGGUGCGGGCCCGGCAUCUGGGACUCGACGCACCGGCCCAGCGUCGAGUGCACCGGCGCCCACGACCUUUGCCAGUACGCGGUGCAA
Molecule: messenger RNA, 2211 nt
Organism: Iphiclides podalirius (scarce swallowtail)
Lineage: Eukaryota; Metazoa; Arthropoda; Insecta; Lepidoptera; Papilionidae
Source: the annotation of a GenBank genome assembly